Messenger RNA from Hypoxylon fragiforme, 987 nucleotides. RefSeq names its product thioredoxin-domain-containing protein. The coding region runs from base 288 to 719 and encodes 143 amino acids. The record is from RefSeq and is a predicted model, not a curated record. NCBI's taxonomy places the organism in Eukaryota, Fungi, Ascomycota, Sordariomycetes, Xylariales, Hypoxylaceae. The transcript is spliced from 4 exons.
CAGUCAGAUCCGACGCUCUUCUACGGUAAGUUCUACCUACAGCCUACAGCUUGAUGUUUUCAGCUAAAGUGAUUCACCUACCACAUGAAAGUUCUGCAUACCCUGUACCUAAAGUACUUAGUAAUAAUUCUCUUUACAAAGUUUACAUAGUUACAUAGUACUGUAGUAUAUCAGAGCUAAGGCUGAUAACAUAAAAUUCACCGACACCCCGCGCUACAUAAUAUAUAUCCCUCUCUCUUUUUUCUUUUUUUUUCUUUUUCUUCCUUCUUUCCCCUUCCUCCUUAUCCAUGUCCAGAAACCUCUUUCGCGCAGCACAGUCUACCUUCAGACAUUCAGCAUCCAGGCCGACGUCAAUCGCAUCUUUUCAACAAUUCCAUAACACAUCACCCAAAAUGACUGUCCACAACAUUCAGACCGCCGAGGCCUUCAAGGAGGCUGUUCAGCAGAACAAGGUCGUUCUGCUUGACUGCUUCGCGACCUGGUGUGGACCUUGCAAGGCUAUUGCCCCCAUCCUAGCAAAUCACUCGAACGAGGAAGAAUUCAAGGAUGUCUUCUUCGCCAAGAUUGAUGUCGACGACCUCCCAGAGCUAAGCCAAGAGCUUGGUAUCACAGCCAUGCCCACCUUCAUGGUGUUCAAGGACGGAAACCUCGUACCCGCUGAGAAGCUGGUUGGCGCCAACCCCAAUGCGCUCGUCUCUAUGUUGAAGAAGCAUGCUUAAGCGAAGCGCCUUUUGUCGACAUCGUUGCGUUCGUUCGUUUCGGAGCAGAGCAGAGUGAUGAUAAAGAAAGCGUGGGCAGAACCCCGAAUAAAAACCGAUGAGGACUGCAAAGGAUACCCCCCCCCCCCCACAUAGUUUGAGGUUGUCUUCGAUCGAUAUCUGGCAGCAGAGGACACUAUCGUGCCAUGACAAGCCUUGAUCUAUUAUGUGAAUAGAAUAAAUAAAAUAAAACCUUUCGCAAGAUUGCGAAACAAGAAUAUGCCUAAAU